Messenger RNA from Thelazia callipaeda (thelaziosis nematode), 816 nucleotides. NCBI's taxonomy places the organism in Eukaryota, Metazoa, Nematoda, Chromadorea, Rhabditida, Thelaziidae. The record is from the annotation of a GenBank genome assembly.
AUGAUAAAAAGAGAUUUUGCUUGCGGACCAGUAAUUGCAGCACCACUUGAAGAAAUACACAAAAUAAGGGAAGGUGAUACAGUAUCAUUUGUAUGUAUUGUUUGGGGCGAUCCUCAACCUCUUGUAGAAUGGCAUAAAAGUAAUUAUUCUACUCAAAUCUAUUCAGAUAAUGAUCGAAUUUUGAUCGAAACUUCUUUAGCAAAUAACAGAACUUAUCAUUUAAUGCAUAUUCGAGAAAUCACCCCUCAGGAUGAAAGUAUUUACUGGUGUAAAGCUAGUACAGGUUUCUUUUCUACUAGUAAAUAUUUUAAUUUACAAGUAAUGGAGGCUAAUACACCGAAUACUGUAGACAAUAAUCCUCUAUCAUUCCUCACUAACAACAAGGAUUAUUCUUUGAAAUCAAGAGAUAAAUUCCAAAAAUUGUUGCAGUCAGUACAACAACAACAGCAACAACAAGUUAAACCUAUUUGGCAAUUAAUGUUACUUUGUUUGUUAUCAUUCGCUGUUGUGCUAUUUUUUGUUGUGUGUACUAUCUGUUUAGUUUAUUGGCGUCAGACACAAAAUAAUAUCAUUAAUUUAGUAAACAACAAUGAAUUAGAAAAAGUUAUUCAACCAAGCACAUUAAUGAAUGAGAAAGUGAUAGAAAGCAUUAGUAACUUUGAGCAAUUAAAUUCAGAAACCUCGCAUUCAGUUUCUGAUCAAACACCUUCAGUUAAUGUUUCAUAUCGAAGUGGCCAAGAAUUGGCUCGAAAAGCACCUUUGGCUCAGUAUGAUUGCGACACUUGUAAACUACCACUUGUACAAACUUCCCUUUAA